This is a messenger RNA of Chondrus crispus (carragheen), 2037 nucleotides long. RefSeq lists its product as hypothetical. The transcript has 2 exons. Gene Ontology annotation, molecular function: peroxidase activity. Bases 1 to 1836 code for a protein of 611 amino acids. NCBI's taxonomy places the organism in Eukaryota, Rhodophyta, Florideophyceae, Gigartinales, Gigartinaceae. The record is from RefSeq and is a predicted model, not a curated record.
AUGUCGGUCGCCCGUAGACAGGCCCGUAAACAGGAAGCCUUCCAGACCCGUGUCGCCGCCGCCCGCCUGGCUCGCGACCGUGACCACCAAGUCUUCGAACCCAACGGUGAGGAGGACCGCUACUUCCGCCCCAACUCCCAGAUCCUCAGCUACCUCGGCUCCUACACCAAGGGCCUGCCUCACAACCGCCGCACGGCCCUCGUCACCUCGCCGAACCACUUCGUCCGCUUCGUCCGAGCCAUCGACUCUGGUGAACCAGCCGACUUCAUCAAGGUCCCGCUCGGCCCGCGCCCGGCCCUCGAGUUCGAGUCUGAGGAAGAGUGCCGCGCCGCCAACCUCUUCAAGUCCGGCAUCGCCGGCCGCAACAACACCUUCCCGUCCUCCUGCCUGCGCGCAUGGGAGAGCAUGGGCGCCGGCCUCGUCUUCGACCUGGAGGGUCCGGACGCCCAGGCCGUCGGCAUGCCGCCCGCCCCCACGCUGGACAGCGACGAGCUCGUCGCCGAGAUCUCCGAGGUCUACUGGAUGGCCCUGCUGCGCGACGUCCGCUUCACUGAUUUCACCAACCCUGGCCCGAUCGGCAGGGCCGUCAACACCCUCAACAGGACCACCUGGAUCCGCGCGGCACGGGACCCCCCUGACUCGCUCACGCCGCAGGAGCGCGCCCGCCUCCGCGGCCCGUUCAACCCGAGCAACAUCUUCCGCGGAACCCUCCCCGGAGAUGACGUCGGCCCGUACCUCUCCCAGUUCCUGCUCGUGGGAACUGAGGGUAUUGGCGGCGCGCAGGACAGGGCUGACGGGUUUAUUAGCUACGGCGCCCACCGCAUCGACCAGCGCGUGCGUCACGCGACAAAGGAGCUCGACUACAUGACCUCUUGGGAGGCCUUUUUGGACGUCCAGAACGGCGCUGACGUUGCCGGUCGCGAUACCUUUGAGUCGGGCUCUGACGCCUUCCGCUUCAUCACGACCCCCCGUGAUCUCGCCACGUACGUCCACUUUGACGCGCUCUACCAGGCCUAUCUCAAUGCCUGCCUGAUCAUGCUCGACAGCGGCGUGAAGUUUGAUAAGGGUAUUCCGUUUGGUGAGCCAGACUUCAAGGAUCAUCAGCAAGGCUUCGCUCACUUCGGAGGACCGCAUAUUCUCUCCCUCGUCACAGAAGUUGCCACAAGGGCUUUGAAGGCCGUUCGCUUCCAAAAGUUCAACACGCAUCGCCGUCUGCGUCCCGAGGCCGUUGGUGGCCUGAUCGAGCGAUUCAACAGCAACCCUGACGACCCUCAGUUCCAGGAUGUGAAGCCGUUGUUCGAAGCGCUGGAUGAGGAUAUGAUGCGCCGCGUUGCUCGUCACAACAGGGAACAGAACCAAGGCUCUGACUUUGGCAUGCCGCGUGCCGACGACUUCAACCCCGCCGGUGACACUCUCGAGACGAUGCUGUUGCCCAUGGCUUUCCCCGAGGGAAGUCCGAUGCAUCCGUCGUACGGUGCCGGCCAUGCCACUGUGGCCGGGGCUUGUGUUACCGUGUUGAAGGCGUUCUUCCAGCACGACACCGAGCUCGAUUUCUGCUUCGUUCCCAGUAAUGACGGAAGCCGUCUUGUCGACGCCAGCCACAACAUGAAUAAGAAAUUGACUGUAGAGGGAGAGUUGAACAAGGUCUGCUCCAACAUCAGCAUUGGCCGCAACUGGGCUGGCGUUCAUUACUUUACCGACUACAUUGAGUCGAUUCUGCUCGGCGAACAGAUCGCGCUAGGCAUCUUGGAGGAGCAGAUGUUGACUUUCCCCGAAACCUUCACAAUGACCGUCCCUCUCUUCAGCGGCGAAUUGAAGGUCCUCCGCUCGACCUGAUCCUUGGAACGGCGUACUGAAGUUGAGGAACAACUUGCAGUAGUGAACACCUCCAUAGAUCCCCGUCCCAUUCCCCCCUAUUCCUUUCUGAUAUCUGCUUGUAAUGGUUGUUCUAUUGACAAUGAAGCGCUUAGGCUCAUAUCUGUGUAACAUAUCACAACUACUGACUUUCAAGUAAUAGAAUAAACCUCGUUUUGUAUG